Catharus ustulatus (Swainson's thrush) is the source of this 1691-nucleotide messenger RNA. Its product is annotated as rho family-interacting cell polarization regulator 1-like. The record is from RefSeq and is a predicted model, not a curated record. The transcript has 2 exons. The coding region runs from base 129 to 1652 and encodes 507 amino acids. NCBI's taxonomy places the organism in Eukaryota, Metazoa, Chordata, Aves, Passeriformes, Turdidae.
CCGGGACAGCAGCAGGGCCCCGCUGGCCCCGGACACACCGAGCUCAGGGGCUGCUGAGCAGAGCUCCAGGCCACAGCUGGACACGGGUUUGGCGUUCAUGGCACAGCUGGACACAGGAAUGUCCCUCCAUGGCACACACACCUGCACUGACCACAGCUGGACACAGGAGUGUCCCUCCAUGGCACACACAACUUUAUCAACCAGAGCUGGACACAGGAGUGUCCCUCCAUGGCACUCACACCUGCACUGACCACAGCUGGACACAGGAGUGUCCAUUCACGGCACUCACACCUGUACUGACCCCUGCUAAACACAGGUGUGUCCUUCCAUGGCACUGCUGGACCUGGGUGUGUCCUUCCAUGGGACACACACCUGUACUGACCACAGCUGGACACAGGAGUGUCCCUCCAUGGCACACACACCUUCCCCACCAAGCCCUCUGUGCCCCCUGGCACGGGGCUGUGCCACAACCGGAGAUUGCCCUGAGCUCAAUGCGCCCUCCUGGGCAGAGCCUGCCACCAGCCCGGUGUCACCAAGGCCACCAAACCGAGCCAGUGCGGCACCAUGGCCAGCCCAGUGCCAGCACGGCCACCAAACUGAGCGACCACGGCCAGCCCAGUGACAGCAUGGCCACCAAGUUGAGCAACCAGGGCCAGCACGGCCACCAAACUGAACCAUGGCAGCUGACCCAGUGCCAGCACAGCCACCAAACCGAGCCAGUACAGCCAGGGCCACAUCACGGCAGCAACAGGUCAAACCACGGCUCAGCCACACCAACAAUGUCAGAGCCACAUCAACAAUGGCAGAGCCACACCAGACCAUGGCUCAGCCACACCAGAUCAUGGCAGAGCCAGACCAUAACAUGGGAGAGCCACACCAGACCAUGGCAAAGCCACAUCAACGAUGGCAGAACCACACCAGAUCGUGGCAGAGCCACACCAGAACAUGGCACAGCCACACCAGAACAUGGCACAGCCACACCAGAGCUCAGCAGAGCCACACCAACCAUGGCAAAGCCACACCAGACCUUGGCUCAGCCACACCAGAUCAUGGCAGAGUCACUCCAGACUUCAGCAAAGCCAGGACACUCCAUGGCAGAGCCACAACAGAGCUUGGCAGAGCCACACCAGAUCAAGGCAGAGCCACAACAACCAUGGCAGAGCCACACCAGACCAUGGCACAGCCACACCAGACCUUGGCAAAGCCAGACCAGAACAUGCCAGAGCCACACCAACCGUGACAGAGCCACACCAGACCAUGGCUCAGCCACACCAGACCUUGGCAGAACCACAUCAACGAUGGCAGAGCCACACCAGAUCGUGGCACAGCCACAUCAGACAUUGGCUCAGCCACACUAUAAAAUGGCAGAGCCACACCAGACCAUGGCAGAGCCACACCAGAACAUGGCACGGCCACACCAGACCAUGGCACAGCCACACCGGCUCCUGUGCCACCACACGACCGAAACACCGCCACGCCGAUCCGGCGCCGGCUCCGCCCGGAGAGCCGCAAGCCCCGCACCGCGCGUCCCGCGCUCCCUGCCCCGUCCUGGGGCCACUCUCUUCUUGGUCGCCACGAGCCCCGCUCGGGCAGCCCUGGGCGUGGCCUGGGGAAGCAGCACAAGGCAAAGAGGCGGAGAGAGCCGAGGUUAGUGCCGGGAGAGCCAGAGGCAGCCGGGAGCCCCGUGUGGC